Messenger RNA from Myxocyprinus asiaticus (Chinese sucker), 3691 nucleotides. It is a transcript of the gene polk, whose product is annotated as polymerase (DNA directed) kappa. The transcript has 14 exons. The record is from RefSeq and is a predicted model, not a curated record. Gene Ontology annotation, biological process: error-prone translesion synthesis. Bases 399 to 3152 code for a protein of 917 amino acids. Gene Ontology annotation, cellular component: nucleus. Gene Ontology annotation, molecular function: damaged DNA binding; DNA-directed DNA polymerase activity. Lineage: Eukaryota; Metazoa; Chordata; Actinopteri; Cypriniformes; Catostomidae.
UUGUUACUCUCAUAGAAGAAGACAUUCAAAAAUGGAGGCGACGACAACUGACUACUGUUUAUUUUUGUUUCUGUUUACCUCGUAACUCCUAAAAUUGUGUUGUGAAUGCGUUUUUGGUUAUAUACGUCCUUGAGAUAGGCGAGUAACUAAAUUAAUACUCUCAUAUGCUAUAAGAUGUAUGUGGUAUCUGUUUAUCCAUUAAUAGUCAUCGAACUAAACACCACAGAAAAAAUGGUCAGUUGUAGAUCUUUCUGAAAUCCCACUGCUACCAGAUGUGAUCCUCGUUAGACAUGACACUCGCUUACUGUGCGUAAAUUCUAGUUUGUCAGCAUCCGUAGUGGUUAGUUUGUCAAAGAAGAUUACUCGUUAAAGGUGGAACAGGUUGAUAAAGCAGACAGAUGGACCGUCAGGAUGCUGGGAGCAGUGGUUUUGGAGAAGGUCUUCUCUCCAGGAUGGCUCUCAAUGACAACAAGGCUGGUAUGGAAGGGCUGGACAGAGACAAGAUCAACAAGAUCAUUCUGGAGGCCUCCAAGGGAUCUAAAUUUUAUGAGAAUGAACUAAAAAAGGAGCGACAGGUGAAUCAACGUAUUAAAAGGAUGAUGGAGCAAAAAGCAAAAAUCACUAAAGAACAGAUGAAGCAAGCUCAAGCAGAGGUGGACAAGCUGGCAUCUCACCUGGAGAGGGGUCGAGACCUGGGCAGUGUGAUAGUUCAUGUAGACAUGGAUGCGUUCUAUGCUGCUGUGGAAAUGAGAGACUGCCCAGAGCUGAAGGACAAACCUAUGGCAGUGGGAUCCAUGAGUAUGCUGUCAACCUCUAAUUACCACGCUAGGAGAUUUGGUGUCCGUGCUGCCAUGCCUGGCUUUAUUGCUAAAAAGCUCUGCCCAAACCUUGUCAUCGUGCCCACCAACUUUGACAAAUACAGAGCUGUGAGUGCUCAGGUACGGGAGAUAUUUUCAGUCUACGAUCCUCAUUUUAUGCCUAUUAGUCUUGAUGAGGCUUAUCUGGACAUCACUGAGCACCUAAAUCAGCGGAAGCUCUGGCCUGAGUCCAUGAGAACACAUUGCAUAUGUGAUGCUAAGAAAGAGAAUGAUGCAGACAGGUCUGCGGUUGAGUCAGAGAGAGAUGGACUGUCCCCUGUGCUGUUUGAGGACAGUCCCAGCUCCUCCCCCUCUCUGUCUGGGACUGAUGGGAAAGCAGAAGUGUUUGGAACGAGUGCCGAGGAGGCUGUGAGGGAGAUGCGCUUUCGUAUUGAGCAGAAAACAACUUUAACGGCCAGUGCAGGCAUUGCCCCAAACAUGAUGUUAGCAAAAGUAUGCAGUGAUAAGAACAAGCCCAAUGGCCAGUACAGAAUUCCUCCUGAGAGACAAGUUGUGAUGGAUUUUAUAAAAGAUCUUCCUGUCAGAAAGGUAUCUGGUGUUGGAAAGGUAACUGAGAAGAUGCUGGCUGCUUUAGGUAUCGUCAGCUGCUCUCAACUUGGCCAGCAGAUGGCGCUAUUAUCCCUGCUUUUUUCAGAAACUUCUUGGCAUCAUUUUCUUCACAUAUCUCUGGGUUUGGGCUCCACAUACAUUGAGAGGGACUCGGAAAGGAAAAGCAUGAGCACUGAGAGGACGUUUUGUCAGAUGAGUGAUGCAGAGGAGCAGUAUUCUUUAUGCAGGGAACUCUGUCAUGAUCUAGCGCAGGACUUACAGAAGGAGGGCCUCAAGGGCAAAACUGUUACUUUGAAGUUGAAGAAUGUAAACUUUGAGGUGAAGACCAGAGCGUUUACUUUGCAGUAUGCUGUCUGCUCUGAGGAGGAGAUAUUUGCUGCUGCAAAGGACCUUCUCAAAGUUGAGAUUGACUGUGUCAGCCCUCAGCCACUAAAGCUGAGACUCAUGGGCGUUCGAGUGUCCAGCUUUAUUAGCGUUGAAGAUAAAAAGCCUCUUCAGAAGAGCAUAAUGAGUUUCUUGCAGAAAGGUGGAUCUGAUCCAAGCAUCUCCACGCAGUGUCCUAGAUUUGUGCUCAAAGCAGAAGUAGACAAUGAUGCCAAAUCUGGUGGUGGUUUUCCAAAGCCACAGUCUACUGAGAUAAAUGUACCUUCUGUGUCUGAGCAAAUACCCAAAUCCAAAGGACCUCAGCAGCAAUCUUUCUUUCAAAGAGCAGAGUCCAAAAGACUUCAACAGCAGCAGAAACAAAUGUUUGAAAAUGCCAUCACCUCUGGUACAGACACAACAAACAAUACUGCUGACACAUCUGCUACUACACAGACAAAUCUAUCAAUAACAUACACGCAAUCAGACACAACAUCAACAACUCAAACAGGUUUGUCAAAUACAAACUCGGGGAAAGACGCAACAGGACAUAUAAACAAGCAUGCAACAUCAAAGCCAUCUUUUAAUAUCACAACACAGGUGCUUCAGUGUCUCACCUGUCCUGUGUGCAACAAGGAGAUGAAGGCUGUAAACCUCAUAGCUUUCAACAAGCACAUUGAUGAGUGCCUCAAGGGCAGUGCAAUGGAAAAUCAAGCCACAGAUAUGGAUACAGUUCUGAAUAAAUGCAGUGAAGCAUGUGAGCAGGGCAAACAGGAAGAGCUCAACUGCGAAAUGCCUGUAUCAAGUUCAAAGAGCCAAGACAUAUCCCCUAAUGAUAAUGGAGAGAAGCCGUCCACUAGCAUCGCGGUGCCAGUGGAGGAAAAUGAUGAAAGCUCUGAUUUCAAGAUGCCGUUUUUUAGCCGCAGGACAAAUUUUAAAGAAAAGUGCUCAGUUGUUCCUAAUAAGGGGAUGCCUCUAUGUGAACCUAGCUCUAAAGCCUCCCAAGUAACACAUGAUCCUGAGGCUGUCAGAGUGUUGUCAUCUGACUUGAAAGGCCCUUCAUUGAUGUGUCCUGUGUGCAGUCAACCGCAGAGCACCGAUGACCUCACUCUCUUCAACCGGCAUGUAGAUAUGUGUCUCAACCAGGAAGUGCUGCUGGAUUUUACAGGAUUUCAACCUUUAGAUGCACCAGCCACCAUGAGCGUAAGAGGCCAAUUUGAGGACCAGGGAAGAGUUUCUAAAGUGAGAGAAAAAAGCAAAAGACAAGGAUUAUCUCCCCUUCCUCCAUCUAAGAAGACAAAGGUGUUGAGCACAAAACACACAAUCGACAAGUUUUUCAAAGGCAACACCAGACAGAAUUACUAAUUCUGUUUGUCCCCUAAACUGUUACAAACUACAGACAGAGAAUAUCAUUAUAUCAAGAAAGUUCACAUGCUUAAAUUUAUGAAGAAGAGACAAUAAUGAUGUUGACUGAACAUGCAAACCAAAGUCUAAAAAUAUAAAGAGGUAAAGAAAAUAAUAAAUAGUAUGACUCAUUAAUAAGAGUUGGUGUUGGGCUAGUGCUAUACUCUGGCACAAUCACAAACAAGAACUUAUUGGGUAGUACAUUUUGUGUUUAUAGAAAUACUCCGAUCAGCCACAACAUUAAAACCACCUGCCUAAUAUUGUGUAGGUCCCCUUCAUACCACCAAAACAGCGCCAACCUGUAUCUCAGAAUAACAUUCUGAGAUGAUAUUCUUCUCACCACAAUUGUACAGUGCAGUUAUCUGAGUUACCGUAGACUUUGACAGUUUGAACCAGUCUGGCCAUUCUCUGUUGACGUCUCUCAUCAACAAGUCGUUUCCAUCUGCAGAAUUGCCGCUAACUGGAUGUUUUUUGUUUUGGCACCAUUCGGAGUAAAUUCU